CCAUCCCUCCAUUCCCCUCUCUCGCUACCACUCUCUCUCCCUCACACACACACACAGACAUGCUUUCACACACACACAUACGCCAGAGCUGACUCUGCAGCAGAAAAACAGGCUGGCAGAAUUUCAUCCCGACUGUAGCGACAGAGAAGGACUCCAUCGGCUGUGAGAGAGAAGGACUGUCUUCAUGGAUGCUCGGUCGAGGAGUACCUGACCAGAGGCAAUGGGCUGUGUGUGUUAAUGUGUUAGGUCUGUGUGUGUGUGUGUGUGUGUGAGAGAGAAAGCACCCCAGCAGGAGAAGCAGCACUGCAGAUACUGACUGAGUCCGGGGCUCGGUUCAACACCUCCUCCUCCCCUCCCCCUUUGGAGCAUCGACGGAGAAACGAAGAUCCAUCGCUCUCAACCUCUGUGUGUGUGUCAUUGAAUGUGUGUGUUUGUGUAAGAGCUGCUGUGUCAUUCACUGCUCUGCCUGCGUAUCCGUGUCGUCGGCCCUCUCCCUGUCCCAGAAUGAUUCAUUCUGCGCCCCUGUGCUGAGGAGGCGUUGGGCAGUAUGGACCCUGCGCUGGCCGGGACCCCCCCCACGGAUCUAAGCUGCCCCCCUGGGACGGGCGCACACCGCACCCCUGCUGAUGGGCGAGGACACUGACACCACCCGAACACUGAACCACAGCUUCCUCCGAGACCACAACUAUGUGACUGAAGGGCUGCUCGUGGCUUUAGCCUGAAGAGCCCGCCCCGCCACCUCCUCCCCUCUCCCGGACUCCUCCCCCAGGAUGUUGAACCCCAUCCAGGUCCUGUGUUCCGACAUCACUUCCCUCUCUCUGGAGCCCGAGCCGUUUGCCUCUUACACUGAAGCUGAUAUCAUCUCCACUGUAGAGUUCAGCCACACUGGAGAGCUCCUGGCCACAGGGGACAAGGGGGGGCGUGUGGUCAUCUUCCAGAGGGAACCUGAGUGUAAGACAGAGCCGUACUCCCAGGGAGAGUAUAAUGUCUACAGCACGUUCCAGAGCCAUGAGCCGGAGUUUGACUACCUGAAGAGUCUGGAGAUAGAGGAGAAAAUCAACAAGAUACGAUGGCUGCCUCAGCAGAACGCCGCCCACUUCCUCCUCUCCACCAAUGAUAAGACCGUUAAGCUGUGGAAGGUGAGUGAGCGGGACAAGAGGCCUGAAGGCUACAACCUGAAGGAUGAGGAGGGCAGGAUGAAGGACCUCUCCACCGUCACCUCACUACAGGUGCCGGUGUUGAAGCCCAUGGAUCUGAUGGUGGAGGUGAGUCCUCGGCGUGUCUUUGCCAACGCCCACACCUACCACGUCAACUCCAUCUCCAUCAACUCCGACCACGAGACCUACAUGUCAGCUGACGACCUGAGGAUCAACCUCUGGCACCUGGGCAUCACCGACCGCAGCUUCAACAUCGUGGACAUCAAGCCAGUGAACAUGGAGGAUCUGACAGAGGUGAUAACAGCAGCAGAGUUCCACCCUCACCACUGUAACCUGUUGGUCUACAGCAGCAGUAAAGGAACUCUACGGCUCUGUGACAUGAGAGAGGCCGCACUGUGUGACAAACACUCCAAAUUGUUUGAGGAGCCGGAGGACCCUAGUAACCGCUCCUUCUUCUCGGAGAUCAUCUCGUCUGUGUCGGACGUCAAGUUCAGCCACAGCGGGCGCUACCUGCUGACCAGAGACUACCUCACCGCCAAGGUGUGGGACCUCAACAUGGAGAACAAGCCCCUGGAGAUAUACCAGGUGCAUGAUUACCUCCGCAGCAAGCUUUGCUCCCUCUACGAGAACGACUGCAUCUUCGACAAGUUUGAGUGUGCCUGGAACGGCUCAGAUAGUGUGAUCAUGACGGGGGCCUACAACAACUUCUUCCGGAUGUUUGACCGGAACACCAACCGUGACGUGACCCUGGAGGCGUCCAGGGAGAGCAGUAAGCCCCGGGCCGUGCUCAAGCCUCGGCGUGUCUGCCAGGGCGGGAAACGCCGCAAGGAUGACAUCAGCGUGGACAGCCUGGACUUCACCAAGAAGAUCCUGCACACGGCCUGGCACCCCACGGAGAACAUCAUCGCCAUCGCUGCCACCAACAACCUGUACAUCUUCCAGGACAAACUCAACCAGGAGAUGCACGGCUGAGAGAGAGAGAGAGAGAGAGAGCAGGAGGCUGGAGAUAUAUACACACACACACGCUGAUGCACACAUUCAUUCGCAGACAUUCAGUAAGGCAAUCAAGAACAUGUAACAUAUGCACACACACACACACACUCUCUCCAGAUGACAGGGAGAUGCUGUAAAGACACACACUCCACAGUUCUCACACACUGCCCCCCACCCUUCCACGCAAUGAAGUCUACCCCCCUCCCCCCGAAAUACUGGAUGGACCCGCCCGCCCUAGGGCCAGACAGGGGGAGCUGGAUAAUCCAAUGAGAAUGAUGUUAGAUUAUGGUUGAUGUAAUUCUAAAUCAUGGAUGUGUUGACUGUUGACCUCUGGAUUGUGGCUGAUCUGAUGGUGUUUGUUUUGCUAUUGGUCGUUUUUGCAUUCCGAGGGAUUGACCUCUUGACAGGAGGAGCUUUCACAUGCGUCUGUCUUUUUCUGAUCAUCUGCUUCUUCCCCUUCCUCCUCCUCCCUCUGUUUCUGUACAUGUUUGUGCUCAGUCCUCUCCUACAGGCUGGAUUGAUUCUUGACGUUGGUGUAAAAAACCCUUUGUGGUUCCUGGUGGUAAUUAGUGGAAACAGAAUGUUUGCGGAAUGUUUGAAGUCUAAUUAUGUUUUUUUAGUUAAAUCAGCAAUUCCCUUUUUAAAAAUGUUUAUUCUCAUUAAUGAUGAUGAUGGUAAUAUUGAUGACAAUGACAGUUAAUAGUACACAAGAAACAUUAGUCAGUAGGACAUUGGGUUCCACACCUUGUUGACAUUUAGUCCUGACGUUUCUGUUGAUUGUGAAGACUGCUAGGGACCUUGGCUGUGUCGUGUGCUACUUUGAAAUGAAACACAACAAUUAAGCAAAAAAGAUGCUGCAUGAUGGAAUUUUUUUGGGUUUAUAUAAAUUUACUGCCUGCCUUUCUAACCAUAAACAGGCUGUAAAAAGGCUUCUGGAGCUCUGCCUCUACAUAGCACUAGUUCCCAUAGACAACAACAACAAGCUCUCCUUUUGUUUGUGUUUACACGACACAAAAAGCAUGUUUACCAGUGUUCAGUUUUACGGUGUACAUUUGAAAUGAAGCCAAAAUAAUAAAUGGGUUUUAAAUGAAGAUACUGAACCAGAGGUAUGGGGAAUGUUUUAUCAACGUUGUAAUCUAAACCUUUAAAGGAGUGUUUUAUCAACCUUGUAAUCUAAACUUUUAAAGGAAUGUUUUAUCAAAGUUGUAAUCUAAAACUUUAAAGGAAUGUUUUAUCAGGGUUGUAAUCUACAUCUUUAAAGGAAUGUUUUAUCAGCAUUGUAAUCUAAUCCUUUAAAAUAAUGUUUUAUCAGCGUUGUAAUCUAAACCUUUAAAGGAACGUUUUAUCAACAUUGUAAUCCAAACCUUUAAAGGACCUGAAUGGUAUCUGCUGUAUAUUCAACUCUUUUUGACAUUCAUAGGUUUGUUGUUUUGGAUCAAUAACCAAGAGUACAGAGCCGAUCAUCUCUGAUGAUGGUGUUAAUGGCAACGAGAGAGAGAGAUUAUUACGCUCUUCUCUUCAGCCUUUCACCAAAUUAUUUCAUUUUUUGUCACUUGUGUUUGAUUUCAUGUCCUGCUGCCCUGGCAUUGAUUCACAUAUUUUGUGUUCAUGUAUUUUCAACGAAAACAAUUCUAAUGAACAAUUAUAAAUAUGUUAAUAUGUUUUUUUUUAAAAUAAAGAUUUCAACAAAA
Molecule: messenger RNA, 3841 nt
Organism: Coregonus clupeaformis (lake whitefish)
Lineage: Eukaryota; Metazoa; Chordata; Actinopteri; Salmoniformes; Salmonidae
Product: serine/threonine-protein phosphatase 2A 55 kDa regulatory subunit B gamma isoform-like
Exons: 10
Coding region: 771-2129 (452 amino acids)
Biological process (GO): peptidyl-serine dephosphorylation
Cellular component (GO): cytosol; protein phosphatase type 2A complex
Molecular function (GO): protein phosphatase regulator activity; protein binding
Source: RefSeq, a predicted model, not a curated record